Stegodyphus dumicola is the source of this 15864-nucleotide messenger RNA. RefSeq lists its product as uncharacterized. Gene Ontology annotation, molecular function: RNA polymerase II cis-regulatory region sequence-specific DNA binding; DNA-binding transcription factor activity, RNA polymerase II-specific. The record is from RefSeq and is a predicted model, not a curated record. Gene Ontology annotation, cellular component: nucleus. NCBI's taxonomy places the organism in Eukaryota, Metazoa, Arthropoda, Arachnida, Araneae, Eresidae. Gene Ontology annotation, biological process: regulation of transcription by RNA polymerase II; embryo development.
AUACGCUUUAAUUAAAACUUUUAAUUUAUUUGUUCUGUUUGUUCCUAUAAUUAAAGAAAAUAGAUCUUGCUGUCAAAUUAUUCUAGUUAAAUAUUUGUUUAUUUAUUUUACUUUCGUAAUUUUGUGUUUAAAAACUUAAUUAAUCUUUAAAUUAUCCGUUAAGCUCAAACUUUAUAGCUUCAAAUUUUAUUUUAAUUUUUGUUCUUUUUAAGUGUUAAGGAAUAUUUUGGUUACUGUAAAUAUCCUCUACACAAGAGAUGGCUGCGAAGCGGUUUCCUGUGUCCUUUCUUAGGCGAUAGUAAGAUGAUGGUUUUGUUUUAUUGCGUGUUUACGUUGUGAUUUUUAUGGCACCCUCGAAACUAUUCAGCGGGGACUACCACCAAUCCCCCCUAUCCCCCGUCGGUUGGAUCGAUGGCAUCGCGAGCAAUCGGCGGCCGCCGUGCGAGUUGUGAAUGUAAGGCGGAGCGAGAAGUAAAAAUAGCGUUACCAUGGCACUGGUAGUAGUGUGUGCCACGUGGGUUAAAGCGAGGCAGUUGUAGUAGUAGCAGUAGUACGAGCGCAGGCAGUCCUACUAACACACUCCGAAUAGACAGACAGCGAGUAAGGAGAGCCGAGUGAGAAGGAAGUGCGGGGGGGGAAAAAAAUCCAUCAUUGGCUCAACCCUUUUAACACCAGCAGGCAGUAGCGUCGGACAAAAGGCACUGCCUCCCUCCCUCCCGCUUGUGGCGCAGUGGCUAGCUGGCAGUGAAUUCAUCUCUGCAUCCACACACUCCCUUGCUUGCACCGCGGCGGCCGACAGCGGACGGAUGCUGAAUUCUUCCUCUCGCCAUGACAGCACUACUCCCGCUUUUCCAAGUCGUCUUGCCUUUCUCGGUACCUCCACGGCCAUGGAACGAACGGGCAUCGCAUGUGCUACGCCCGUUAUCUCCCUCCAAAAACUGAAGAACUUCUUGACACAGCCCCGAUUCAGGUUUCCUCAUCAUGGCCCUGGCGGCAGCCUGGAGGAAGGUCGAGGCGGUGGAGGCAUGGACUCCUCGCAGAUGCACAGCCUGUACGGUAGCCACGGAAACAGGGCUAACAGUACUAGUAGUGGGAGUCCACCUGUGUCCACCCCUAGCUCCAGCGGCUCCAUGCUAGUGGUGCCUCAACCCAUUAGCGCCGCUACCAAGGGUCCUGGAGCGCCAUCAGGGGUGGCCACUAAUGGCACCGGCAGGAAGUACCAGUGUAAAAUGUGCCCUCAGAUCUUUGGGUCCAAGGCAGACUUGCAGCUACACACUCAAAUCCACAUGCGUGAGGCCAAACCGUACAAGUGCUCCCAAUGCUCCAAGGCGUUCGCCAACUCCUCGUACCUGUCUCAGCAUACGCGUAUCCACCUGGGUAUCAAGCCAUAUCGGUGCGAAAUCUGCCAGAGGAAGUUCACGCAGCUGUCUCAUCUUCAACAGCACAUCCGGACGCACACGGGAGAUAAGCCGUACAAGUGUCGGGCUCCUGGCUGCAACAAGGCCUUCUCUCAACUGUCCAAUUUGCAGUCUCACUCUAGAUGUCACCAGACAGACAAGCCAUACAAGUGUAACAGCUGUUACAAAUGUUUUGCUGAUGAAGCGGGUCUUUUGGAGCACAUCCCAAAGCACAAAGAGUCGAAGCACCUUAAAACACAUAUAUGUCAGUUCUGUGGAAAAUCAUAUACGCAGGAGACAUAUCUUGCCAAACACAUGCAGAAGCAUGCUGACCGUCUGGAGAAACGUCCGUUACCACCUCUCACCAACAAUAAUAACCUCAGUAUACCUUCCAACCAAUCACUUCGCGGGCCAACUCCCGCUGACAAUUAUUGGACAAAAACGGCGACAUCGGUAGCUUCCGAUGCUCAUCAUGGAAUGGGAGAUCCUUCUUCGAUGGGCUCGCCUAUGUCACCUCCAUCUCACCAUCUGCAUCCACAUGUUUCUGAGACAUGUCUACAGAAUAGUAUGAACGAUCACCAUGCGAGACUCCAUAUGGACCCUCGUCAUCAACAGCAACAACAACAGCAGCAGCAACAACAACAGCAACAACAGCAGAUGGUGGCCAAUAGUGCCAAUCAUACAAACGGCAGGGACCAUGACCUUGGUUCUCAUCUAGGUCAAAAUCAGUAUGAUACUUCAUCUAUGGCGCAAGGUCAUCCUCCACCCACGAGCAAGAAUACAUCGGCAUUUACUCCUAUUCAGUCUGGGAUGCUGCCGAUCUCUUCAGGACCGCAGCUGUCCAUGCCGUCAACACGUACCUCAUAUUUCCCUUAUGAACCCAUUAAUUUUCCAAAGAGCACGAAUCCAAUGGGAUCGAUGGAAGUAAAACAGAGCCACAGCUCUUUCCCCAAUCAGCUUAUAUCUCUCCACCAGAUUCGGAACUAUGCAUCUAUGCCCACCAUGAGUGGGGGAGAACAUCCGAUCUCUAUGAAGGAUAAAAGCCAGCAACAGUAAGGGGUGUCUCGCUUAUUACUUGAAUGAUGGGAUACGAUUUUAAAGACUGAUAUUCCGAUUUCUUUUCUUAAGAAGAAUGGCGUUUAUUCUUUUCCCCUUCACUUUCAAAUGAUGUUGUGUUUGUGCAGUUGUUGUGUACCAUCCAAGUAGUGAUCCUUGAGCCCCUGCGCCGCUAGACUCCUUUAAUGCUCAAAAUGUCCUCCAAAGAUUGGACUGUAGGAGACAUACCUCAUAUUUAACUCCCGGUGAAUUUUAGCGUUGUGUUUUAAGAUAACCUUGCGUUUUAACGGAAAGAGUGAGGAAAGAAUUUGCGAACUUGUCAAGAAAGUUAUCAGUUGAACUUCUGUGUGAUUUACUUUGUUAUUCUGAUCAACGAGUCACUAGCUCUGGGAAAUAUUUUAUGUACUAAUCGGUAAUUUUGGAAAUCGUCGUGAUGCAUACUUUGCCAUACCAAGAAGUCUGAGCGUGAGACAAAGGAAAAAAACAGAAAUAAAAGAAAACUGCUGGUUUUCUCAUUUUUCGCCAUACAUAUUUGUUAGAGGAGGAGACAAGACUUACGUUUGGGCUAUGCACUGGCGCUCCUGUCUCUUUCCCUCACACUCUCCUUUACUUAAUGGGAGUCGUUCAAAGAAUGUAGUAAGAUAUCUUUACUUAGUAGGCCAUCAAAACUAAAGGGUUUGUGAUGCAGCACCUGUGAUUCCGAGGGAAAGUCCAUCUGACUCAUAUUGGUGCCUUGAUUUAUUGAGAGUGCUUGUCAGUUGCGCCACUGCCUAGUUUGCCUCUUUGCCUAACUUUGCACUGCACUGCGGUUUGAUAUAUUGAAUUUUAAGCACGAAUUUGUCUUAUGAAAUCAAAUAUUAAUUUGUUUGAAAAAAUACUAUUUGAUUUUAAAGGACAUUGUAUUUUCAUUUUAAAUAAUUUUAGUAAUUCUGUCGUUCCGUAUUUUUUCUAGUCUUGUCUCUGUCUCUUCUUAAUGGUUAAAUAUGAGAAAUGCUGGCUUUACCGUCUCUUGUAAUAGUGAGAUUUCUAUAGGACAUCGUUUUUGCCUCCUAUCUUACCUCAUCAUAUAGACAUUGUAGUAUUAUCAUUCAAGACUGAUAUUGUGGCGUUAAGUACGUAUAUUCCAGCACACAGAAAUAUUUUCUUGGCUCAAAUCGUUUUAAACAAAGUGUGGUAUACCGUAUUCAUGCAACUUCAAUGUUGAAAUAAUCGUAAUAGUAAAAUGCAUAAUAAUAACGCAGCAAUCUACACGUAAGUUGACCCAGCCUUCUUCUCAAGAAAUCUACAAGCAGCCAUUAAUUGUUUGAUUUUGUUUGCUUCUGUUUCACUGAAUACCCUUCCCCAACGUAUGAAAAACAUAAGCGAAAAUCAUAUAUUUCUAAUACUUUAUUUGCAAAAAUGCAGUAAUAGAUUCGAACUAAAAAUUUUUCUUGGGAUUUUUGUUUCAUUUUUAAUAUAUAUACAUACAUAAUAGAAACAGAAGGAAAAUUUAGUGCUGCAGAUUUCCUGUGUCUGAGGCUUGGUUUCUAUCGGCCACAGUCGAUCUUAUCUCAGAGGUGCUGUUUCCAUCAAUAUCAUCAGGGAUUUUUUCAAGCAAAAAGUGGAAAAAAGAAAAUCAAAUUUUAGAAGAUUUCAUGCAUAAUUAUAUAUUAUAUAUUCAUUGAUGUCCAGCCACAGCCCGCUGCAUCUUGUGAUCCAAUAUACCGUUUGCUCAGAUCGGACCCAUGCUAAAAACUAAAAAAAUAUGAACUCGUUGUUUGUGUGCCACUGUGGCAGUUUGGAAGAAUUUUCUGAAUACCUCAAAUUUGUAUGUUUUUAUUCGAAGCAAAAUGCUGUUCAUUUUGUUCCGUUCCACUAUUUGUAUAUUAUUGUAGUGUAUUAUUGAACCAGAGUGAAAAUUUUCAUCGUAGUUUAUUUCUAUAUGUGGUGAGAAUAUUGUUAAUUGUUUAAUAUGAAACUGUUAAACGUAUCGUGUUUCUAUUAAGGUUUUCAAUACCUCGAGAGAACCUGUUGGUUUUACCCGUUCUUUUUAAUGAUAUGUUUCAUCAUUGUUUAACAGAGCAUUAUUUGUGGCACUCGACAUUUACUGUUAGGGAAAUUAUGGCCAGUACUGGGAGAGCUCAAAAUUUUUGAAGAUUAAUUGCAUAGAGAAGUGGUCUUUGAUGCAAAAGAAUAGCAUAGAUAUGUUACAGAUAAGACGAACAAAGCUUUUAACUUCCAUGAUGAAAAAUGGAUAUAUAUGUAUAUAUAAAUAUCUAUAAAUACAUAUAUAUAUAUAAAUAUAUAAAUAUAUAGCGUGAGUGGUUAAAUACUUUUUCCGACUAUUUAUAAUAUAACAUUAAAUGCGGCAUAGUGAAGAAAUGAACCUCCCAAUGCCUCUAUGUAUGUAUUUUUUGUGAUUGUAUCCAUAAGAGCUGUAAUAUUGAUUGUACUGUGUUCUGUGUUUUCAGGUAUAACCAUUUGGACAAUAUUUAGUUAACACGUUACAGCCGUGACUUCACGGUUAAAAUACCCAUUUAAAUGAGUUAUAUUUUUGGAACGAAAGUGAAAAAAAAUCUAUCGGCCUGAUUAAUACUGUGAUUCCAGGUUUGUGAAACAAAUAUAUCCAUGCAUGGCAUUUUUAAAUAAUAUAUCGUACUCCCAGAUAACAUUGAUAUAUGCUGUUUUAUCUUUGACAACGCUUGAGUGUUUUUGAUAUUUAAACUUAUCUCUUUUACUUCUGUUUGUCGAUAUAAAUUUUUUAAUGACAGAAACUUUACUGAUUUUAGUAUUUUUCUAUUUCCUUUAGAAGAAUUAGUUUUUGCAAAAAUAUUGAUUUUUAUUUUAAAUUGGUGUUUAUGUCAUAAUUUCCCCAUGCAUUCCUGAAAAAAAAUAGGCAGAAGUAUUAUCUUCUUUUAAACUCACUCAUGUUCAUUGAGUCGUCGUUCAGAAGUAUUCAGUGUCGUUGUUCUUCAGUAAUGAGUAGAAAGUAGGCAUACACCCCAUAUUCUUUCUUAACUCUGAAUCAUAUCCAUCAAAGACUAUUUUAAAUAAAACGUUUGUGUUUCAUCUUCCUCAGGAAAGUUCAUUUCAUUCAAUUUUUUGUUUUUCGAAUUAUCAUCAACGUACAAUGAUUCAGGUAUUCAACAUUAAACAAGUACCCAGUGCCUUGCUUUUAAGGAUUUCUUUGUUUCAGUAUUUUGUUUCUUCCCGACUGCUUGCCGGAUAUUUGUUCACAUUCUUGUCUUUUGAAUCAUUAGAAUUUCAAUAGAAGUUUGCAUUUCAUCAGGAAAACAGCUUUGAUUUGCAGUUCUAAUUUAUAAUAAAAAUAUAUAUCAUUCACAUAUGUAAUAUAUUUAUACAAAUAGGUAAAAUAUUUUACAAAUGCUUAAUCUUGCAUUAUUACCUUCAAGUAAAUGUUUAAAGCUUAUUCCUUAAACUAGAUGUUGUUUUGUAUGCAUAUUACAUUUUCAAAUUUUUUAUAGUGUUUUUCACGAACAAGGACUAAAAAUAAUUCUUUUACAAAGAAUUUUUGUCGCUGUUCAAUUUUGUAGUUGUUUUGGAAUUACAUACCUUUUUUAUUCAUUGUUAAUUUUGUGUCUGUUAAGACAUAUAUAUGGACUACAAUAAUUUUGCUUUGUAAUCCAUAUAUUGAAUGUGAUUUCACGUUAAUUAACAAGGAAAAGGUUUCAUUUUUUAGAAGUUUAGUCAUUCUGAGUGAUUGAUUAUCAAUGAGUAAUUAAAAUUUACAUUUGUUACAUUCAGGAAUAAUGUGAUAGCUGAAAAGUUUAAAUUCACGGUGUCUUUGAUAUUCGUGAAAUAAGUUCAAUAGUUGAUAUUCAUUCUAAGCUAAGUUGACUGAAUUGUGCUGCUCAGGCUUGAUCAGCCGUUCACAUAAUAAAUUUUCUUCUGCAAUAUAAUGCCAGUUUCAGGCUUUUAAAUCUGAUGUAAAUCGCGCAAAUUUUUACCGGCUCAUACGUUGAAGCUUGUCAAACAAGCUUGAACUCUGCACUGCGUAGAGAACUGCAUCACGAGUUCUUUAUGCAUUACUUACAAGUACCCUGAUAAGCGUACUUGUAUCAACAGUGUCAGACACUGUCUAAACAGAAUAGUAUGAAGGAUAAAGUUUGGGCAUCUGAUGCCAAUUUCUUCCGACUGGUAAGGAAAGAAGUGAUGUGUAUAUAGAUUUUCUACGUAGAAGUGGGCUUUCAUCUGGAGUGAACAUUUCAUAAGGAAAUGGAUUAAUGGUUUCCUCUUGAGCAUUAAAUAAAAAAACAAAAUUUUACUCCAUGAUCUGUGUACUAUGAAAUGAAGUUUUGUGCUCAGGUGAUACAUUUCUUCUCCUGACAAACUGAUAUUUAUUUUAAUAAAGCAUAUUCAUUAUUAUUAUUAUUGACAACUGACGCUUUAAAAAAUUCUACUUAAAAAAAUCUAAAAUACUAGAAACUUCUAAAUUGUUGUUAAAGAUUUUUAUUCGGAAAUCUAACGCAUUUUCAGCAACAAUGUAACUCUGAAUUUCAAAAUCAUUCAAAACAUAGAAGGUAUAUUUUCUUUUUAUAUUAUAAAGGAACGACGUAGUGUUUGUUUUAUUCCGUUGUAUACUUCACAAUUGUUUGCAUUUUAACAGACUAAGAGAAGGAGAAAUGAAAAAAAAAGCUAUCCAAAAUUAGAGCAUAUAAUCAACUGCUUAUCAACCUUUAAAGUGUUUCCUCUCAACUAACAACACGAUUUAAAAAGUUUUUUACAAGAGCCAAAAUUCGAUAUUGUGUUUAAGCAUUUUAGAACUAUUCAUUGGGUGAUUAGCUACUUUUAUCGUCUCUUAACUAGAUGAAAAUUCCAUCGAGUAAUUUUCACCUUGAAUUUAAGCUUUAGUCUUAACAAUAUUUUAAAUAAGGUGGUAAGGAAAAUUAGCAAAAAGAGGAGGGAAUCACAGACGGAAGAGCUGCCACUUUUCUUAAUUUUAACAUUUUUGUUGCUUCCUAAACACUCAGAUAUCAUCUAUCAGAAGCUCUGUCUUGUCCUUUGUAAUAACAGGUCACAGCGUAAAAAGAGCUUACACCAGAGAGCUUCAAAAUUACAGGGUAGACCUUGUUGUGGGCAGAUAAAUGUGUAGCACUGCCAGUUCUUCAACAGGCACAAAAGCCUUGACAUCGUAUUUUAACACUGGCUCCCUCGGCAAUGUGCGCAUUAAUUUCUACAAAAUCUCGAUGGAGUGGUUGGUUUUUUCCCUCCUCCUUCCUGCAGAAGCCUUGACUGUUUAAUGCGGCGAUGAAAAUGAGCGCUGUUGGACACCGUUAAAGCAUGUCGUGGGUUAUUUUAUCUAUGCAAAUUCGAAGAUAAUAUUGUUCUUUACUCCUUUCUUUCUUUUAUUUAUUUUUUUUUUUUUUGAUGGGGAGGGGUUAAUGUUCGAUUCGGCUUUCAGCCCAGACCGGUCGAACAGUUCGUAACCACUGUUUUUAAAAACAAACAUGAGCAAAGUGUUGAAGAAGUUUGGAGCAUAGGGGAGGGCUUGUGAAACGAUAAAUGUUUACGGAAAAAUAUAUUUGCUAAACAUGUUAGCCACCUGCACGUUCGUAAUUACUGUGCGUGUCGUAGAGUAACCUUAGCCUGUUAUAAUGAUAUAGGAUAUUAAAUGAUCUUAAGGAACGUGUGCCGUCAGGUAGAAUCAUUAGCAUUACGUUUCUAAAAGAUAUCUCCCCCGAGAUAAAGGCUAUCGUUUAAAAUUACACUUCUAGGGGCCGCUUCCAAACUUACACUUUUCACGCUUAUAAUUACACAUCAGUUUUAGAAGCCCUUACUUACCUAAAUUUCUUUUAAUAACUUCAUAGAAAGAGCAAUUUAAUCUCGGAAUUAAUAUUACAAAAAAAGAUGAGCUGUACGGUCUAGUCGGCAAUAGGUGGUAAUAGGGCUCUGAUAUCAUUAUGUUUGACAGCCGCUUAAUAUUGCCUAAAAACAUAAGCAGGGGCAACCAUUGGCUCUUUUAGAAUAUGUUUAGUGUUUCAUGCACGUGGGGUAAAAGAAGUUGCCUGGGUUGUGAUUCGAGAAUGCACUUCUCUUGAGCUUUUCUUGAUACUUGAUCUUUAUUUCUUAAACAAUAAGAAACGCGAUACUUAAAAGCAUCGCUUCAAAAUAAACAAGUCUAUACAGGGAUUUCAUUGUGAUGCAAAUUUUCUGCUUCAGACUUUCAGGCUCAUUAUCUAAGACAAAAGUAGAUUUUCUCUCGCCUUGUUUCUGUGGCUUGCUUCUAAUUUCGUGUUAGUUAACGAAUGGACUAAAUUGAUGCGCUUCAUAAAAGAGCUCUUAUAUUUUGAACAAAUCGAGAUGUACUUGGGGAAGAGGUCCUCCUUUUGUCUUGAGGCUUUCGAAUGCAAAUCUUUUGAUUAAUCUUGUCUGCACUACAGAUCACCUCGCUGAGACAACAAUUAAAUAAUUAAGUGUGUGUAAGACAGGGUUACAUUGUUGCUGUCUUUUGGGAAAUGAUUUCUUUUAACGAGUUUUUCAGCUUCAGUCGCGAGAGAUUCUCGGAAAAGUCACAGCGUGAAAGAAGGAAAUUAGUUUGUUGCUAAUUUUUCUCAUUACGUAUACUCUUUGUUUCAGGCGGGAAUAAAACGUUAAAUUAGUGAAUAAUUUUAGGACCCCAGUUUAGCUCAUCUACACUAAGUCUCACAGCAUAAGCCGAACUCAGUUUUACUCACCAAUCCCAUUUUAUCAAAAGAGAAAUUAUUACCUUUCCUUUUUACAAAUUAGAGAUAUAUUUUACAUAUCUUAAAGGAACAACAUAGAAAUAUAGUUAGAGUAGUGAAAGUGGAAAAAGUUUCAGUUUAUCAUUCUUAAUCACUUUUUAACGCUGUGGCAUUUCACACGUAUUCGGUAAUCGAUUCAAUUUUAUAGAUGCAGAAGACCAUAAUUCUUUGAGCUCAGUCUUCAGCAAACGUUAAAAUAUUUUGCUUUGCAGUUGUUGUCUUCAGAUAAUUGCUCAAUAAUCGGUUGAAGAAAUUUGUUUGGAAAAAAUUUCUUUGAGCAGUCGUUCACGUCAGAAGAACUCUCCUUUUAAGUAAGUUAAAAAAAAUAGAAAAGCAUCUCGUUUACUCCUCUCUGAAUCUCUGGUAUCUCAAAUUCUCCAGAUAACUGACAUUUCAAAGCUUUGAGGAAUAAGGCACAUCAAACGCAAAUAAAAAGACUGAGCGUCUUUUUUUUUUCUGCUUAGAUAGUUGUUCUGUUAACGAGUGGCGAGUAUUAAAUUCUUAACCGAACGUUUCACCGACAUCUGGACCUCUUAAAAAAGCAUCAAAGUAAUCUCGAAUUUGCGUGGAACGUCACGCUAAAGUAGCCCCCAUCCGAACGACAAUUAUGGCUUGUAGUAACAUUAGGCCUCAUCUCGGAUUCCCGUUACCAUAGCUACCAGGAGAGGUAUGUGACGUUGAGCGCUUUGUUAGGGCGGCAGGAUGUCAGGGCCUCAUCGCCAGUGAAUGGCCACUUAAAUGUGAAAAGCCAAAAGGAAACCUUUAAUCUUAUAAACUUGUUGAAGAGAGUGCUGGGAGGAAAUCAUACGAAAGGGGCAUUCCGUUUUAUAAGCCACAGCAAAUCUGCAUGUGUUGUGUGUAUCUAACUUUUAGCGGAAAAUCUAUUUUUGUAAUUCCACUCUUGGUUUCUAUGAUUAUGUUGUAAAUGGUGAUAAUGCUUCAUGUAGAACUGGAAGUGAGCCAUAGUUCAGGUUGUGGCUUAUAGAACGCUUUUGCAUGUCUGAAAUCAAAGAUUUUUCUGAAUGCAGUUUGUUCGGAGAGGUAGCGUUCACGUGAUUGUUUGAUUCCCGUGAUUCCCAUUCCUUAAGUAAAUGGAAAUAUAGUUAAUGUCUCCCGUACAUGGUUGUUCAUGAUUCAGUGCAUAAAUAUUUUUUCCACCAUUUACUAUCAUUUCCUCGUGUUAGUCCUAUUUAGAAUAUCUUUCCUGUCCGUUUUGAUUAUCCUGAAUUUUACACUUUUCGUACAUUAUUAAUGAUCAGCUGCAAGAAAGCAGUUGGUUUCAUGAAAUGGGUGAUUAACUUUGUUUCAGCUGACUUUGCGAAAAAAAUUUAAACUUAUAUUAAAUUUAUCUUGCGUUUUAAGGAAAUUGAAUUUUUCUUCAGAGUUUAAUCAUUUAACCAUGAAUUGGAAUUCGAUUUUUUAGAAACUAUUUUCCUAACACUUUGGAAAAAAAUGGCUUUGUAAAGUUAAAAUGCUAAUGAAAAGUGAAAGAUUCAGGAUAAUAUCGUGUUUUCAUUUUUCAUUUUCGUCUUGUAUUCUGUGUGAAAAUAGAUGGAUGCUACUUUCAAGGUAAAAAUUAAAGCAAUAGUAAUUAUCAUAUUUUCAUUACAACUUACGAAAACAUCUGAUAAGUGUAGAAAUAUUAAUUUUAUCUUUCGAGGUACUUUAGCAUAAUUUUUUUCCUGUUUUGGGGGAAAAUAUAUAUUAUUUGUUCCUUCUAAUUUUACCCGUUACGUUGAUUUAUUUGAGUAUAGUUUCUAAUGUCUAUAACAUUUGAAUGUCUACAAAAGUGCAUCCAUUCUUAAGAAUAAUUUUAUUAUAAAAUAUAAACAAAUAGUUCAAAAUUUUGAUGGCAUGUUCUUAAAUUUUAAAAUUUUAAUCUUUUAUUUAAAAUUAUGCUGCCUAUUCAAACUUUCAGAUAAAAGUUAUACAGAUUAAAAGUAUUUAUUUCAUUCUAAAUAAAUAUUUUCACUUGUUAACUUAGUUUCUAAAUUUUAAAAUGAACAGUUUUUUGUCAUUUUUUCCCUUAAUUUAUAAAUUAAAUAUUUUUCAUUUUACAUAGUAAUGUAGACAUUGGUAUCUAGUUGACUUAGUCUAAUCUAAAAUUUCUACACUUUUUAGAUGAGUACUCUUUUGUACAGAACAUUUUCCUUUCAUUAAAUUAAAUAAAAAGGAAAAGAAAGAAAUAAAAAUCUCCAGAGAUUGGAUAAAAUUACUUGAAACUCAGAAUUUCACUUUAUUGAUUGCUAUUGAGAGAUAGUAUGGCCCCUAGAAAGCAGCAACAAUUCUGUCUACUUUUCUCCUUUUUUUAAUUAUUAUAAUCAUUACUUUAUGUCAUUGUGAACAUUAUUGUACUGUGUUGUAGCCCUACCAUUUAUCCAUUUGAUCUUUAAUGUUUGUCAUUUCAUAAAUAAAUCCUGUACAUAAUGUUGUUUAUUAGCUUCAAACCAAACCACAGUUUUAAUUUGCUCAAUCGUAUAUUUUUUCUUUUGUGAGAUACGAAUAGUCUUUGUAAACUUUUUGAGAACCGUAUGUUUGGUUGUUUACCUGAUAAUCACUUUUUAUUCGUUCAUUAUUCUUAUGUGGUAUAUAAAUGACAGUGCAAUUUAUCUGCAUAUAUAUAUAUAUAUCGCAUAUGCAGAUAAACUGCUCGAUACAUCCCAGAAUUCAGUGUAUUUUAACGUUUCUUAUGAGAUUUUGCUAAUCGAUUUCACCUCGCCCAAAAUCAGUUUGGUGAUGAGUAAAUAAACAUUUUGUGUAUAUGUUUAAACUAUUUUAACGUUAUUUUCUUUUAUUUGUGUUCUAUGUUAGAUAUGAUGUUUUAAAACCAUCGUACAAAGAACAUGGCAGGAAUAUAAUGACAUGUUAAAAGUCCAGUUUGUUAAAACACGUUUGAUCAUCAGCUUUAAGUACUUUUCUGUCAUAGAUAUUUGCACUAGCAAUAAUGUUGAUAUUUUAUAUUAGUGUUUGUGAGUUUCAUUAUUGGAGUUUUUGGAAUAAAAAUAAUUGGUAUGCUGAUCAGAAAGAAAACAUGUUUUGAGGACACUGUGAUAACCAGCUUAUUAGUAUAGCUUAUCAUUUCGUCGUCAAUAUAAAAUGCUUUUAUUCAUCCAUAUGUCAACGGCGAACCAAAACCAUGUGAAAUGUGUUUUGUAAUUGUAUCAUAAAUUUUUUGGUGACGUGUAUAUGUUAGUAUGUUGUUGCUGUAUUUGCGCCUUCUGUGUCACACAGUGCAGGAGUAUGACUACUCACGAAUACUUAGCAAUGAUCCUUCUGUGUUUCUGCAUAAUUUUCAGUUCCCUUGGCAUUUAUAAAGCGCAACCAUUAAGGUUAUUUUUCUGGUCGUAAUGAUAAAGAAAAAUACUUUCCGAAAUAAAUUUUAUCUCAGGAUAGUUUAUCAUAUAAAUCCAGAUCAUGUGCUAGAUCUUGAAAAUAUGAUUUGCCAUUGUCCCACCGAUACCAAUUUCAGGGAAAUUUCAAUAUGCGAACAGUCAUGUGACUAACUUAGUAGCUGGCAUUUGCCCUGUUAAACAUAAAAUUUAUAUUAUAUUUAAAUUCCAUUCAGACAUUAUUAUUUCACUUUCAUCUAAAAUAAACAAUUUGACUCGUUAGCAAUUCAUCAUUUGGAAAAUCCGUUAUUUAAAAAUAUUAUGUUAUCUUUGAAAACAUAUUGGCAGUUGUUAAUUUGAGUAUUGUUGUCUAUAUGAGUUGUUUUGCAUUUCUCUUCCUGUUAGAAAUAGAAGAGAAUAUGUGGAGUAAUUUUAAUUAUUGUAGAGCUGAUUAUUUAUGAACAGUUUUGUUCUCAUAUACAUAGCCAUAAAUUUAACAAUGACUGUUAUCAUAGAGGCGUCUACAUAUUCUUUUCUCGUUAGUUAAUUAUUUGGGUAAUAAAAUUUUUACGUAGAUAUUAACAGUUCUGUUGUUAAUGUUAUAGAAUAAGGUUAUAGAUAUGUGAUUCAAAGUUUUAAUGUUUUCACUAGCAGUUCCAGUAUUCGGGUUUUGUUAAAAAAAUUAUAUUUAUUUGAAUUUAAUGGGGAGUGCAAUCCAUUUGAAGUUCGUGAUCUUCUAUUUUAAUGUUAUAUUCGAAAAAUGGUAUAAGUAGCUUGUUAAUUCAGAUUGCUUUAGAUUGAUCUAUAAGCAAGCUUAGUAAAAGUUUUCGAGAAAUGCUUGUACAUAUGCUUUGUAAUCUCUUUGCUGUAGAAAGUUAGCCUCAUGCCUAAUAAAAAGUUACAGGAUCAGAAUUCCUAAUGUAGCUUAUUGCUGACAAGUUAAUCCCAAUGCUUUGUGUAUCUGUUAUUAAUUUCAAUACAAGGUUGUUUUUAUGGAGCUGUUAAUUUUGUUCGUAAAUAGUGAAAGAUUGAGAAAGAUUAAGGCUGUCCUGAUAAAAAAGUUAUAAACUACUUACCUCAUUUUUGCCUUCUGGAUACAAAAUGCAUUUCUUCAGUGAAAAGGAAAGUGCUCAAUGACGAGAACCGCAUAGCAUAUCACUUACCUCUUCCAUGUGAUGAUUAAGUGAAACUUUUCAGGGAUACCUUUAUUGCUCAAUAUGUGGUAGUAUUUUCUAAAAAAAAAUAAAAAAAUAAAAUGGCUUAAUGGGAUUUUAAAAGUAAAUUUUGCCGUUCAGAUUCUUAAUUCGUAACUUUGCUGUGCGGGGAGAGCUUGGUACUCCCAUUAUAUCUUGUCUCGCACGUGAGGAGUCGGUCGUUUCGGGAAAUUUUUCAAAUACCUCAGCAGGCACUUUCUCGAAUUACCUCAUUUCUGCGAUCGUCUCGCACCAAUCUCAUUACCUCCUCAUGGACAGUGUAAUCUUUCGAGAUCCCUGAGUGUAAAAGCUAAGUAUUCGUGAGAGUCCUUUUGUGAAAUAUUUUAGUUUCGCCUGCGCGACCUGAGCUGUGUGUUAGUAUAUUCAUUCAUUCAUCGGCGAUGCGCAGCGAUGGGCUAUCAGAGAUAGCCCUCUAAAACAAUGAGCUAUAGAAUUAACCCAAUCUGUUUUGCUCAGUGAUGGUCGUGAUCUAACUGUUCUUGAAUAAUUAAAACUUAUUGACAUGUAACAAAAAAAUGACGUUUCAAUGCAUUCGACCAUAGGUAGUUCACCAAUUUAAUUUUGUAAACGUGUACAUAGAUAUUCUUUAUUGUAGUGUGAAUUGUAGUCUCUUCAUCGCCAUGUGUAAUAACCGAAGAACCUCGAGGUUUGAAAUCUUAUGAUGAAGGGCAUCAUGAGAGAGUUGGAAAAGUUGUAGGUUUACUGCCAUUAACCAUUGAUACGUAGGAAGCCCACGUCUUAUUAUAAAGCACUUGUAUGUAUUUGUAAAUAGAAUGAAAUAUUCUUUUCUCGAGUUGCAACUUACCAAUGAUCUUUUUGUUUGAAUUGUCGCGUUAUAAUAUUUCCCCCUCCCCUCAACAUCUCCUUCUUGUUUAAAAUAAAGCAUGCGCUUCAGCCUAUUUUCGUAGCACUCAUGCCAAAUGAAUAUCGGAACACGAGCUUCAGAAACAAUUUGCCACAUGCAAUAAUAAAUAACUUAGGAAAACAUUUUAUGGAUAGUAAAUCCCUGGGAAAGUGGGGCGUUAAGAGAUUACAUUUAAAGUGAAGCUGUUUGAUUGCUUCAUUCCGGUGCAUGUACGUACUUUUCUAUCUGUUAGAAUGGAAAAAUGUAAGGAAGUUUGCAGUCCAACCCCUUGCUGUUGAAGAGAGCAUGGUUUCGGGCCGACAGAGCCAUGCACAAACCUCUUUGUGAUAGCUUUGUAUUGUGGUUUAUUUAUCAGUUAAAAAUUUGAAAUUUUUCUAGCAGUCUAACAGGUAUUUGCAUAAGCAUCAACGAAAUCAUCAAUAGUGAUGACAUUCAGGGAAAAUAAGAGAGAAGUUUGUACCUGGUAGAGCUAAAAUAAACAGAUAUAAACAAAUAAUAAAAUUUGUUUUUCAUCGCCUCUUUCGACAGCGCACAUAACAUUAACGUAUGUCACUCAUCAUCAUAAGAAUCGACAAUGCAGUUCAUUUGAGAAACCAGAUCCUAGACGGAAUCGUACGUUAAAAAAUAUUUUCAUUUUUUUGUUUACUUCUUCCUUUAUUUUUCUAGGGUAUCCUUAACUUUUAUCAUAUAUUGCAUAAUGUUUUCACAGCUGCACAUUGUCUUUGUUUAUUUGUAUUAUUGUUAAUGAAUUUUAUAGUACAGUUGACUUUCCCUUGAAUUUAAUUACCAUUAUUCUAAGUUAAUAUUUUUAAUGAUUUGUAAAAAAUGUGAAUUUUAUGUAAACAUAUACAUUGUAUCUUAAUGAAAAUUGUUCAUUCAGUUCAGUGUGUGCUUUCAUAUGUAGCUCAUAUAUAUAUGUUAAAUAACUUUCGCUUGUCCAAUUUCCAAAAAACCCCGAUUCUUCUUGAUCUUGUUUCCAUUUGUCUUUGAUCGGCCGCGAUGGAUAAUUUCUUUUUUGAAAUAAUUGGUCUGUUGCAACUAUUCCCCAUCUGUCGGGUGUUUUCGCGGUGCCUCAUCCAUUUUGUCACCCCGGAAGCAAAAGAAAAAAAAAUUUCAACCACCAGGUGAUUGUAUAAAAUAUAAAUGACGAAAGAUUGUUGUUAUUACGCGCACCAUGUGUAUGUAGUUCAUGGUUAAGGUACAACUUGUAGUCACUCAAGUGCCCCAUCCUUGUACAACAUUGUCAUGUGCUAUUUCAAUAAAUAUCACUUUAAGCCUUUA